Messenger RNA from Nezara viridula (southern green stink bug), 1819 nucleotides. NCBI's taxonomy places the organism in Eukaryota, Metazoa, Arthropoda, Insecta, Hemiptera, Pentatomidae. The record is from the annotation of a GenBank genome assembly.
GUGACAAUAUGAAAAGGAGUUUACAAAUGUUUGUGCUUUAUUUUAUGUCUAAAUUGUAGAAAGUUAGUGAUUUAAUUAUCCAGUUUAUUUUUUAAGUUUAAAUUAUUUGGUGUACCAGUCAUAAUGUCAGAAUCAGUUCCUGUAUGUAAGCUGGAUUUAUACAGACAGCUGAACCUUCCCAUACCAAAUACUGGACCUGGCUCUCAGUUAAUGAAAGAGGAAAGUGAUCAGCGAAAUCCAGUGCGAUGUAAAAGAGCUAUGGGUGGCAAUGAAGGACCAAUCUGUAAACGGGAUAUUUUGAAGCAAAUGGGCCUGCCAGUACCAGGGGAGGAACCAGCAGCUGAUAUGGAAAUGUUUGUGGCGUCUAUGGAACAAGAGGUGAGAGUAAUGCAAUCUGAGUUGAGCUCAGUACAAGCAGAAAGAAGACAACUAGAAAUGCAAAAAAGGCUUUUACGCUGUGCAGCACCUGCAAUCACUGAAAAUGCUAGUAAAGGCCUGCAGGAUUUGUCGCCAAUUUUACCACAUCACUCAGAAGUUAGAGAAAAAUACAUAGAAGUUGUAAAAGAUAAAAUUCCAGCUAAACAUGUAGAAGGAGAAUUAAAAUAUCUGGAGGCAGACUAUGAUAAGCUUCUAAAAAAUUUUAAUGAAAAGGUGGAAGAAAUCUCUGUAUUGCGCAUUGAAUUAAAUGAAGCUAGGCGACUGUCCUGUGCCUCAUUGAAAAAAUCUGAACAAGCAGAAGCCAGGGCUGAAGAUAUUGAGGAAAGGUUGAAAUGUUUUGAAGAUGAAGACAUCGUGGCUGCUGGUAACCAAGACAGAAUGAUUGAGCUGAUGCAGCAGCUAGCAAUGGCUGAUAGAAUGUUUGAAAAAAGUUUCGAAGAGCACGAGGAUCUUCAAAGGAAAGCAACGAAUCAAACAUUGCUAACUGAUGAAUUUAGAAGGAAGUACCUGGAUACUGAACAGUGUGCUGAGGAACAGAGGCAUCGAAUAGAAAUAUUGGAUUCUGAAAGAAUAAGAUAUGGAGAUGAGGUGACUACUGAGCUACAGAAGAUUAAGACCCAAUUUCAAUCAAAAUUAGAAGAAUUGACAUUACUCCCUGACUUGAUUAAUAAGACAAAUGAAAAACUUAAAGAAACUGAAGAACUAAAAACAACUGUUGAAAAGAACUGCGUCCUUUUAUCUAUGUCUUUAGAUGAUGCCAAUGAAGAGAAAGAGGCAUAUAAAGAACAGCUAGAAAUGGUAAAUAGAAAUAGAACUGAGAGUGAAGCUGAAAAGUCUUCAAUGAAAAAUUUUAAAACUGAUGUUGAAAAAAAAAUGGAAGAGACAAAAACAGAAAAUAAAAAUUUGAAGCUUUCUAUUGCUCGUAUUGAGGAAAUUGCUUUGAUGAAUGAAAGAAAAUAUGAAGAAUCAUUUGAAGAAACAAAAGAUCUUCAGAAUCAACUGGAAACUCUUCGGCAGCAAUCAGCUAGACAGAUUGCCAAGGCUAAGGACAUGUUUGACAAAACAAGACGUACUUUACAGGACCAGAUUGCUGAUUUGGAGAAGCAUCUUGCAUCCACAAGAGCAUCACAGAAAACAGCUUUUGAGGAGAGAGAUGAAAUUCGAAACAGGAUGCAAGCUCAGAUAAUACAACUCAAUGAAAAUUUGGAACAAGCACAACGGAGGAUCCGAAAUAUACAGUCCCAUAUUAAUUAUAUGAAAACAUCUUACACAUUAUCAGGAUCAGUGGGAAAAAAUGAUCAAUGAUUUCCUAAUGUUUGUGUGGCUGGCACACUGAUCGCUAAAAAUAUAGUGUAAAUAAAUUUUUUUUUUUAAUCCUUCG